This is a messenger RNA of Aedes aegypti (yellow fever mosquito), 7005 nucleotides long. RefSeq names its product activating signal cointegrator 1 complex subunit 3 (gene obe). The coding region runs from base 311 to 6856 and encodes 2181 amino acids. The record is from RefSeq and is a predicted model, not a curated record. Gene Ontology annotation, molecular function: nucleic acid binding; ATP hydrolysis activity; ATP binding. NCBI's taxonomy places the organism in Eukaryota, Metazoa, Arthropoda, Insecta, Diptera, Culicidae. The transcript has 9 exons.
CUGCUCAUUCGUGCCUUUUAUCUGGUUCGUCGUUGUUUCGUUCGACACGAGCUACGUUUGCAAUAUCAAAUUUUCAUUUAAAAUAUCGUUUUCCUUGUAAGUUUUCCAGUGAAUUCACGUGGAAUAUAUCGUAUAUCUAAUCAAAUAGAAGUGCAAAGUGAAAUUAGUGUUGGGGUCUGCCGAUAUUCCGAUAUAUUUGAUUAAUCACCAGCGUAAACAGAAUUGCCCCAGGUUCCUUUAGCUAACAUUACGAAAUACCUUUGAAACGGCAUUUUCUGGGGAAUUCACGCCGGAGGACAAGUUUCCAACUAUGGCAGACCUACCGAAACUGUCUCGCUCGAUGCGAGCCAACACAGAUCUGGACAUCCGCCGCGAACUCACAAACCGGCCCGAAGAACGGCCCACCUUACAGAUGUUUCGCAGCAAGGAAGCUAAAAGCGGAGUGUCCUGGAAGGAACUGAAACUGUUCAUCAAUCAAAAAUUGGACGCAAAAGAGGCAUCCGUGUUGACGAAUCAGCUGCGCGAUUUGUGGAAUUACUGUCGGGAGAUGAUUGGCAGUGAGGAGAAUGCCGUUCUGGUGGACGAAGCGGCGAUCUUCGUGUUGAGACUCUUUCUGGACCAGAAGAUCGUCAUGCUGAAGCACACCUCUCGCAUUAAGAAAAUGUUUGGACAGGUUCCAAAUGCACUCAUCAAUAAGAUGUGUACGCUUGUUUACACCAUGAGCAAUCACUUGAACGAAGACUGCCGGAAGUAUCUUGCGGAAACGGAGAAAGAGAACCAAGACUGUUCCACAUCCAUGUGGGGAGGACACAUUAAAUGUAACGUGCCAGAUGGACUCCACGGAGACUUCAGCCUGCUCACGGAUUUAUCUCCUAUCCAACCAGCAGAGGUGAAAUCAGCUGUGCAGUUCUCGAUGAAAUACGACAGUAAAAAGCACGAGCAACAGCAGCCUCAACCCGGGCCAAGUUCUUCGAAGCCUGCGGACGAAAAAUAUACUCGAAGCUGGUUGGCGAAACAUGUGUCACCGGAUUUGAUAGACAAUCUUGUGGAACUGCUCAAAUGUGGCAAAUCCAACGAUGAGCUGCAGGGCGAGCUGUUCGAUUUCUUGGGUUUCGAUAAAUUUGAGCUGAUUGAAGAAUUGCUCCAGAAUCGAAAGCUCAUAAUCGAACGUGUUAAGGCAAUCGCGCAGAUCAACGUAUUCAAAGAAAAAGCUACGAAAAAGUUGGAAGCAAUGCAACAUGCACCUUCCUAUCUUAUGCCAGUGAUGAUCCAAUCCGAGUCGGAGAAGCAACUACGGAAGCAAGUCAACAAGGAAGAGAAGAAGCUGAAAAAGUUUCUAAAUGCGGUAGGAGUGGAAGAGGAGGAUGAAGAGCUCGAUCCCAUGAAGAUGAGACUGAACUACCAGCAGAGUUUGCUGAUGGCAGCUCAGAUGGCGCCUCUGUUGGAUGAUAAACCUCCAAGGGCCAUGGCCCCAAGACCCCCCAAGCUUAUCAAGUAUCCAAACGUAUUCGACUCGUACAGUGAAGCGAAAGCCCACGUUGGCUUCAUUGCUGGAGGGAAACUUAUGCUUCCGGACAACGUUGAACGCAACGACACCAAAGUUUACGAGGAAGUCAAAAUUCCUGCCACCGAUCCACCACCUCUUUCGAUUGGGAAUAAUCGAAUUCAGGUCAGCUCCCUAGACGAAAUCGGACAAAUUGCCUUCAAGGGCUGCAAAGAGCUCAACCGAAUACAGACCAUAGUCUAUCCGGCGGCCUACCAUAGCAAUGAAAACCUUCUAGUUUGCGCGCCAACCGGUGCGGGUAAAACCAACGUUGCCAUGCUGACCAUCGUCAACACUAUUCGACAGUUUGUGGACCAGGGCGUCAUCCAUAGGGAUCAGUUCAAAAUUGUCUACGUGGCUCCCAUGAAGGCUCUGGCAGCAGAAAUGACCACUAAUUUUGGUAAACGAUUGCAACCGCUCGGAAUCUCCGUUCGAGAACUUACCGGCGAUAUGCAGCUAACCAAAACCGAAAUGCAGCAAACGCAAAUGAUUGUGACAACGCCGGAAAAGUGGGACGUCGUUACACGGAAGGGCGCCGGCGAUGUCGCCUUCAUCAGUCUUGUGAAACUGCUCAUCAUCGACGAAGUACAUCUUCUUCACGGCGAGCGAGGUCCUGUUGUGGAAGCACUCGUCGCUCGAACUCUCCGUCUGGUAGAAUCUUCCCAGAGUAUGAUCCGGAUCGUCGGUCUGUCAGCCACACUCCCCAACUACAUAGACGUCGCUCGGUUCUUACGAGUAAAUCCCAUGAUCGGUCUGUUCUUCUUCGACUCUCGAUUCCGCCCCGUGCCACUGAGCACGAAUUUCAUCGGUGUAAAAUCACUGAAAGCACUCCAACAGCUAUCCGAUAUGGAUAACAUUUGCUACGAUCGGUGCAUCGAUAUGGUUCGGCAGGGCCACCAGGUGAUGGUGUUUGUCCAUGCGCGGAAUGCAACCGUUCGGACGGCGACCAUCAUCAAGGAAUUCGCCCAGCAGAAGGGACACAUCCAGCUGUUGACGCCGGAAAGCAAUCCGGACUACGGAACUGCGAUCAAAGCCAUCUCGAAGAGCAGGAACAAGCAGCUGGUGGAAUUAUUCCAGAAUGGAUUGGCAAUGCAUCACGCCGGAAUGUUGAGACAGGAUAGGAAUCUCGUGGAGAAGUAUUUCGCUGAGGGAAUCAUCAAGGUUCUGGUCUGCACAGCCACCCUCGCUUGGGGUGUGAAUCUUCCGGCGCAUGCAGUCAUCAUCAAGGGCACGGAAAUCUACGACUCCAAGCACGGUACCUUUGUGGACUUGGGCAUUUUGGACGUGCUGCAGAUCUUCGGUCGUGCAGGUCGACCGCAGUUCGAUAAAAGUGGCGUGGGAACAAUCAUUACGACGCACGACAAACUCAAUCACUAUCUGUCGUUGUUGACGAAUCAGUUCCCCAUCGAGUCCAACUUCAUUCAAUGUUUGGUGGAUAAUUUGAACGCCGAGGUGACGUUGGGAACGAUCAGUAACGUUGACGAAGCAAUCGAAUGGCUUAGUUACACGUAUCUGUUUGUGAGAAUGCGUAUGAAUCCUCAGUGCUACGGUUUGAACUACCAAGAUCUUCAGGAUGAUCCCACGUUGGAACGGAAGCGAAGACAGCUGAUAAAUACGGCUGCGAUGGCACUGGACAAGGCAAGGAUGGUGAGGUAUAACGAACGCACCGGAGAUUUGAACGUUACGGACUUGGGUAGAACGGCGUCACAUUUCUACAUCAAAUACGAUACUGUAGAGGUGUUCAACGAUAUGCUCAAACCGAUUAUGAACGAAGCGGAUAUACUGGCGAUGAUGUCCAAUGCGCAAGAGUUUGAGCAAUUAAAGGUGCGAGACGACGAAAUGGACGAACUGGAUGAGUUAACGAGAAUUUGCUGCGAAGUUCCUGUUCGGGGUGGAAGCGAGAACAUCCACGGUAAGGUGAACAUUCUGAUGCAGACGUAUCUGUCGAAGGGCUUUGUGAGAUCGUUCUCGCUGAUUUCGGACAUGUCGUACAUUACGCAGAAUGCUGUGAGAAUUGCACGAGCCUUGUUCACGAUUGUCAUUCGGCAGAACAAUCCGAUCUUAGCUGGGCGAAUGCUGAACAUCAGUAAAAUGUUCGAGCGCCAAAUGUGGGAAUUCAUGACGCCCAUGUAUCAAUUUCCGAUCCUGUCCUUUGAUGUGGUGGAGAAAAUUGAGCAACGCGGUCUGAGCGUGCUAGCUUUGAGAGAUAUGGACUUGAAGGAAAUCGGAGACAUGCUUCGGAAUCACCGUCAGGCGCAAGUCGUGAAGCGAUGCGCAGAAGAAUUUCCACUGCUGGAAAUCGAAGCAUCUCUGCAACCAAUUACCAGAACUGUACUGAGGAUUCGAGUUUUUAUCACCCCUGCGUUCAAGUGGAAUGAUCGCGUCCAUGGCAAGACAGCAGAAUCGUUUUGGAUAUGGAUUGAAGAUCCGGAAAGCAACUUCAUCUAUCACUCCGAAUACUUCCAGAUGACCAAAAAGCAGACGAUUCGCAAAGAAGUUCAGGAGCUGAUAAUGACCAUUCCUCUGAAGGAUCCCCUUCCGCCGCAGUAUUACAUCCGAGCAACCAGCGAUACCUGGUUGGGAAGCUCGAAUCUCGUCCCUCUGUCCUUCAAACAUCUCAUUCUCCCGGAAGUACAUCCACCUCACACAGAACUGCUUCCGCUGCAACCUCUACCUGUCACCGUACUGAACAAUCGGAAAUUUGAAGCCCUCUACAAGUUUACACACUUCAACCCCAUACAAACGCAAAUCUUCCACUGCCUGUACCAUACGGACAACAAUGUUCUGCUGGGAGCGCCCACCGGUUCCGGAAAAACAAUCGCAGCUGAAAUCGCCAUGUUCCGGGUGUUCAAAACGCUCCCUAAAGGUAAGGUCGUCUACAUCGCACCGCUGAAAGCCCUGGUCAAGGAGCGAAUCGAUGACUGGAAGCUUCGCAUUGAGCAAAGGCUAGGCAAAAAGGUCGUAGAGUUGACCGGAGACGUAACGCCGGAUAUCAAAGCCAUUCGGGAGUCACAUGUGAUUGUGACGACACCCGAAAAGUGGGACGGUAUCAGUCGAUCGUGGCAAACGCGUGACUAUGUCCGAGAUGUAGCGCUGAUUGUGAUCGAUGAAAUUCACCUGUUGGGAGAAGAUCGUGGCCCCGUACUGGAAGUGAUCGUAUCCCGAACGAACUUCAUUGCGUCGCACACUGAACGGACGCUACGAAUUGUCGGGCUGUCGACGGCUCUGGCGAACGCUCGAGAUCUGGCAAACUGGUUGGGUAUUGGAAUGAUGGGUCUGUACAACUUCAAGCCCUCCGUUCGACCAGUUCCGUUGUCCGUUCACAUUCAGGGAUUCCCAGGAAAGCACUACUGUCCCCGUAUGGCCACUAUGAAUCGUCCUGCCUUCCAAGCGAUUCGUCAGUAUUCGCCUUGUACUCCUGCCUUGAUUUUCGUGGCAUCUCGAAAGCAGACGCGCAUUACGGCGUUGGAUUUGAUCGCCUUUCUGGCUGGGGAAGAUAAUCCCAAACAGUUUCUGCACAUACCGGAGCAAGAGAUGGAUCAGAUUCUGAUGAAUAUCAAGGAUAACAACCUGAAACUGACGCUGGCGUUCGGUAUUGGUAUUCAUCAUGCGGGUCUUCAGGAGCGCGAUCGUAAAACGGCCGAGGAAUUGUUCCUUCAUCGGAAGAUUCAGGUGCUGAUUGCGACGGCCACCUUAGCUUGGGGUGUGAACCUUCCGGCGCAUUUGGUGAUCAUCAAGGGAACUGAGUUCUUCGACGGUAAGCUGAAGCGAUACGUCGAUAUGCCAAUUACGGAUGUGCUGCAAAUGAUGGGAAGAGCUGGUAGACCCCAGUUUGGAAACGAGGGAAUUGCUUGCGUGUUCGUGCACGACGUGAAAAAGAAUUUCUACAAGAAGUUCCUGUAUGACCCGUUCCCGGUAGAGUCCAGCUUACUGGAGGUUCUACCGGACCACGUGAAUGCGGAAAUCGUGGCAGGCACGGUGCAAACCAAGCAGGGCGUGUUGGACUAUUUGACGUGGACAUACUUCUUCCGGCGGUUACUUCGCAAUCCGGCCUAUUACAAUCUGGAGGACAUUGAGCAGGCUCAAGUCAACUUCUUUUUGUCGUCGUUGGUGCAGAAUGUGCUAGAUACUCUGGUGAGAGCAGGAUGUUUGGAAAUUGCUGAUGAUGAACGUGGCCUGAUACCAACUUCGAUGGGUAGGAUAUCUUCGUACUACUACAUGUCACAUCAGAGUAUGAGACACUUUGCCGAUCGUCUGAGUCACGACAUGAACUUCGAGGAGCUACUGAGAGCUAUGGUGGACGCUUGGGAAUUCGAACAACAACCAGUGCGUCAUCACGAGGAUGUUUAUAAUACCGAUUUGUCCAAGUUGUGUAGACUAAAAAUAGAUCCCCUAUCGGUCGACAAUCCACACACCAAAGUAUUCCUACUGAUGCAAGCUCAUAUGUCCCGGCUGCCUCUUCCGAAUUCCGACUACGGAACGGAUACGAAAUCCGUUCUGGAUCAGUCGAUCCGAAUCAUUCAGGCAAUGAUCGACAUUACUGCGGAGCGUGGUUGGCUCGUAAGUACCCUUCGUAUUCAGCAACUUAUGCAGUGCAUUGUUCAAGCCCGAUGGAUUGAUGACCCAGUGGUGAUGACCCUGCCAAAUGUUGAACCACAUAAUGCUCACGUCUUCAAACACGUAAAAUUGGAUCAUCCAUACCUGACACUGCCUGCCCUGAAAGAAAAAUGCCACCGAAAGUACGAAAACCUGGCUGGCCCGUUGCGGCAGGAGUUCGAAGAGUCAGAAAUCGAACAAAUUUACAAAGUUCUGUGCUCGCUGCCCUCCAUCAACGUGCAGCUCUCGAUCCGUGGACCGUUCGGUGACGAGCCAAAUGCUGAUCGCCCCGUGAUGCAACCUCAAACCCGCGACACCUGGAUGGAGAUCUACGCCGACCAGGAGUAUGUGCUGAACGUGCAAAUGAUACGGUUGGGAAGCUUCGACACGUUGAACAUCCACUGUCCCAAGUUUCCGAAAGGGAAGGACGAGGGUUGGUUCUUGACCCUCGGCCACCAAGCCGAAGGGGAAUUAAUCGCUAUGAAACGCUGCGUCUACCGAAGCAACAAAAGCUCCCAUCAGUUGUGCUUCUAUGGGCCUAGUAGAUUAGGACGCUGCAUAUACACAGUGUACCUGAUGUCGGACGGCUACAUCGGGUUGGAUCAGCAGUACGACAUUCACCUGGACGUACUGGAACCUCCAAAGCAGGCAAUACAGGAAUCAAAAGCAGACGAUUAUGAUGCAGACUAUUUAUGGCUAAUGAAAGAUAAGCUGUAGAUGGUUUUGAAUGCUAUUACAGCAAGUGCAAAUUAUUCCACGUGAGCGUCUUAUGAUUAAUCCAUACAUAGUUUAUAUUUCUACCUUACUGCUACUGGAUAUGCUAUCAUAAUGUUCACUGCUUUCGAAAACAUAGUAAACAGGUAAGU